GAUGUGACAACCAGACGAUCGGCUUCACGAGUGAACGAACUUCGCGGAUUUGAUGUUGGGUUUUGGAGUGCGCAACGGGUUUCUGGUCUGCCUGCCGCGACACUCCAAGCUUCACACACGCUAUUGUCACCUCCUCGUGUCCUCAGCACCUCGUUCUAUGGCUGUAUUCCGUGCAGUCCAGCCUGGGCAACCCAUUUUGCCGGUUCCACCUCUUCAUAACCCAUCAUCCUUUGCUCUCUAAUCUCCCAACUGAGCAUCCAGCCGCCGCGUUAUUGUGCCGUUCUCCCAUAGAACACACGGUUUCCUUUAGAUUAUUGUCACUCGUUUUUUUGAAUCUUUUGUAUUAUUAACGGCUCCUUGCACCGAAAUCUUCCUUCGACCGCGCCUCACCCCCACCCGCUACACAAAAGUGCUGGCACGAUUUUUGUACGGGCAUCUAUUGUCACCAUCACCGCUGCAUUUACUCAGCGCUUUAGAAGCGUAUCGCUUGCGAUUUAGGCCUGAUAUACGAGUGGAGGAUGGUCGUGGAGCAAACCACUCCGGGAAUAAGCACAAUGGUUUCCGACAAAUAUGUUGGAUUGGCGCUGGCCAUUCUUUCGACAAUGGCAAUUGGCACAAGUUUUGUUAUCACGAAAAGGGGUUUAAUGGAGGCUUCAGAGAGACAUGGCUUUGAAGGCGAAGGAUAUUCCUACCUGAAGAGUCCAAUAUGGUGGGGAGGCAUAAUUACACUAAUUGUUGGUGAGGUAGCCAAUUUCGCAGCCUAUGCCUUCGCGCCAGCUAUUCUUGUCACCCCCUUAGGCGCCUUAAGUGUGUUAAUCGGGGCUGUCCUGGGGUCUUACUUUUUACAUGAAAGAUUAGGAAUACUCGGAAAGCUUGGCUGUGCCCUGUCGCUACUUGGAUCCGUUAUCAUUGUUCUACAUGCACCGCCGGAUGAGGAGAUAGAGACUGUGGACGAGAUUUUAGGCUAUGCGAUCCAGCCCGGGUUUUUGCUUUACUGUCUCGCCGUCGCGAUAUUCUCCACUGUCAUGAUAUACCGAGUAGCCCCAGUCUAUGGCAAGAAGAACCCGAUGAUCUACAUCUCCAUUUGCUCGACGGUUGGAUCGGUUUCUGUCAUGGCUGUCAAGGCGUUCGGCAUUGCAUUGAAACUCACCCUAGCUGGGAACAACCAGUUCACGCAUCCCUCAACGUAUGCUUUCGCCAUUGUGGUUGUCUGUUGCAUUCUCACCCAGAUGAAUUAUUUCAAUAAGGCUCUAAGCCAAUUUUCUACUUCAAUUGUUAAUCCUCUAUAUUAUGUGACUUUUACGACUGCUACCCUCUGUGCCUCCUUCAUCCUUUUCCACGGGUUCAACACCACAGAUAGUGUCAACACCAUUUCGCUUUUAUGUGGUUUUCUCAUUAUAUUUGCCGGAGUGUACCUCCUGAAUUUAUCGCGAACGGAUCCAGACGGGCAUACUAUGCUUAACGGCAAAACCGAUGAGGAAGGCGGUGUACCCACCGAUGGCAUUGCCAGUUUGCAAACACGUCGAUCACUCCAAAACAGAAGAAGCGUUGACCAUCGACGGAGCUCUUCGAGUCUAACAUACUUCCAUGGCUCGAGUGACCGUGAAGGUUUGAUGCGAUCUUAUGAUGUUGAGGCGGGCGCAUUCGGCCUCACGGAUUUGGCAGACAGCGAUGAUGGAGGACGAAACAGCACGUCUCGGAAAGCGAGCCAACAGGUCGAGCGUCAGCACGUCGCCCCAAAGAGUAGUGAACCAUAAAUCUUCGCAUACAUUUCUUCUCCUUUUUCCACCUUCCAUUUUGCGUGACCAUUGAUAUAGACUUUCAGUCUUGUUGGAUACGUGGCCGUCAAUGUGAAAUGGAGCAUGAAUAUUAACGAACUUUUCAUUCGAUAGCCCGGGUCAUCCAGUGGGGAAUUAUAGAUACUGGAGUUCGACUCGCGGCAGUCUCUUUGACGGGGAGUUUGGGCAGUCAGGCAUUGUUGCUGCCGGGACUUACCCCGGAGUCUCCGUCCUUCUUUUCCAAGGAGCUCUCCUGAUGCUCCUUCGCAUGUAUACACGGUGUUCUGGUUCGAUUCACGACCAGUUGGGUAUUUGGUGCUUAGUUUUUCUAGCAGGGCUUCCCCAAUGUAAAUGCUCGGAUUUUUUUUUCUCUUCACUGGUCAAACGUCGACAUCGCGGCUCUUAUCAUUGUUACCACAUCCUCUCUUAUUUUUCAGCCGACGUUUGUCGUACCCUUUGACCGCACCCUGGCGGUUUUCUACCUUUUCUCUUUUAGCAUACUCCCUGAACAAUUUCAGGUCCGAGUAUGUAUUUGGCACCCUUGCUAUUGAUCUCUGUUCAUAUUGUGAGAGAUCUCAACUGCUGC
Coccidioides immitis RS is the source of this 2364-nucleotide messenger RNA. RefSeq lists its product as uncharacterized. Gene Ontology annotation, molecular function: magnesium ion transmembrane transporter activity. The coding region runs from base 519 to 1757 and encodes 412 amino acids. The transcript has 8 exons. Gene Ontology annotation, biological process: magnesium ion transport. NCBI's taxonomy places the organism in Eukaryota, Fungi, Ascomycota, Eurotiomycetes, Onygenales, Onygenaceae. Gene Ontology annotation, cellular component: membrane. The record is from RefSeq and is a predicted model, not a curated record.